AUGGCUCCUCCGGCGCAGUCCUCGCGAUAUCCGUCUCCAUCCCAACCGUCCGGAAAAGGUGAAGUAUCGGAUUUGAGAUUGCAGCUCCGGCAGCUCGCGGGGAGCCGAGCUCCCGGAGUGGACGAUUCGAAGCGCGAGCUCUUCAAGAAAGUGAUCUCUUACAUGACGAUCGGGAUCGACGUCUCGUCCCUGUUCGGCGAGAUGGUGAUGUGCUCCGUGACGCCGGAUAUCGUGCUGAAGAAAAUGUGUUACCUCUACGUUGGCAAUUACGCCAAGGUCAACCCUGAUCUCGCUCUUCUGACUAUUAAUUUCCUUCAACGAGAUUGCAAAGACCAGGACCCGAUUAUCAGAGGGCUUGCCUUGAGGAGUUUGAGCUCGUUGCGAGUGGCGAAUCUGGUGGAGUAUCUGGUAGGGCCUUUGGGUUCCGGUUUGAAGGAUAAUAAUGCUUAUGUGAGGACGGUGGCUGUCAUGGGAGCUGUUAAGCUGUAUCAUAUAUCUGCUUCAACUUGUAUUGAUGCUGAUUUCCCUGCAACUUUGAAGCAUUUGAUGCUCAAUGACUCUGAUUCCCAGGUUGUUGUGAAUUGUUUAUUUGCAUUGCAAGAGAUUUGGAACUCAGAAUCGAGCAAAUCUGAGGAAGCAACGAGAGAGAAAGAAGGUUUAAUCAGCAAGCCCUUCAUAUAUUACCUUUUAAAUAGACUCAGGGAAUUCAACGAAUGGGGUCAGUGUCUUGUGCUUGAGUUGGUCGCCAAAUAUGUGCCUUCAGAUACCAAUGAGAAUUUCGACAUCAUGAAUCUUCUUGAAGAUAGACUUCAGCAUGCAAAUGGUGCUGUUGUGCUGGCAACAAUCAAAGUGUUUCUUCAGCUUACUUUGUCAAUGGCUGAUGUUCACCAGGAGGUGUAUGAACGUAUUAAAGCCCCUCUGCUUACCCUUGUGAGUUCUGGUAGUCCAGAGCAAUCUUAUGCGGUACUAAGCCACCUUCACCUCUUGGUGAUGCGUGCUCCGUACAUAUUUGCUUCAGAUUACAAACAUUUCUACUGCCAGUACAAUGAGCCUUCUUAUGUCAAAAAAUUGAAGCUUGAAAUGUUGACUGCUGUUGCUAAUGAAAGUAAUACUUAUGAAAUUGUGACUGAAUUAUGUGAGUAUGCUGCGAAUGUUGAUGUUCCUAUUGCACGAGAAUCGAUUCGGGCUGUUGGAAAAAUUGCUCUGCAGCAGUAUGAUGUGAAUGCUAUUGUCGACAGGCUUCUUCAGUUUUUGGAGAUGGAAAAGGAUUAUGUAACUGCUGAAGCUUUGGUUCUUGUCAAAGAUCUGUUAAGAAAAUACCCUCAGUGGAGCCACGACUGCAUCGCAGUUGUUGGGAAUAUAAGCAGCAAAAAUGUGCAAGAGCCCAAGGCAAAAGCUGCUCUAAUAUGGAUGUUGGGUGAAUAUGCACAAGACAUGGAUGAUGCUCCUUAUAUUUUAGAGAGCUUGGUGGAAAACUGGGAGGAGGAUGCUCCUGAGGUUCGUUUACACCUUCUCACAGCCAUAAUGAAGUGCUUUUUCAGAAGGCCACCGGAGACUCAAAAGGCACUAGGAAUUGCAUUGGCUGCAGGCGUGGCUGAUUUUCAUCAGGAUGUCCAUGAUAGAGCGUUGUUCUACUAUAGACUACUGCAAUAUGAUGUAUCAAGUGCAGAGCGUGUAGUGAAUCCUCCAAAGCAAGCUGUCUCAGUCUUUGCUGAUACACAGAGCAAUGAGAUCAAAGAUCGCAUAUUUGAUGAAUUCAACAGUCUAUCUGUCGUGUACCAGAAGCCAUCAUACAUGUUCACAGAUAAGGACCACCGGGGACCAUUCGAGUUCUCAGACGAGAUCGGCAAUCUAGCAGUUGGGGUAGAGUCUGAACACGAAGUGCCAGCUACCAGUGUCGAUGCAAAUGAAACCAGUGAUCUGCUUCUGAGUACCACCGAGAAGGAAGAAACGAGAGCAAUGGUCGCUAAUGGCUCUGAUUACACCGCUCCGUUAUACGAUUCUUCUACUCGAGCUCUGCCUUCACAAGGACAAUCUGAGCUGGCAAUUACAAACCUUUUAGGAACAUCAGAUCCAGGACCACAGGCUUCAAUGGCAAUUGAUGAUCUACUGAUGGGCCUAGAUCUUACAGCCCCUCCGGCACCUGCUUCUGCACCGCCUUCAUUGAAGCUCAAUGCCAGAGCUGCUCUAGAUGCAGGAAGCUUCCAGAGAAAAUGGCGGGAACUACCUGUAGCUAUAUAUCAGGAAUGUGAGUUAAGUUCUCAAGGGGCUGCAGCACUGACAUCAGCUCAAGCCCUCCUCCAGCACAUGCAAGGCAAUUCGAUCCAGUGCAUUGCGUCGGGGGGUCAGUCACCUAACUUCAAGUUUUUCUUCUUUGCACAGAAAGCAGAGGAGCCAUCUGUGUUUCUCGUAGAGUGUAAAAUCAAUACCUCAACAGCCAAAGCACAACUGAAUAUCAAGGCUGAGGAUCAAAGCACGUCACAUGGAUUUUCAGCUCUUUUCCAAUCGGCUUUAUCCCGGUUUGGAACGUCCUGA
This is a messenger RNA of Linum trigynum, 2535 nucleotides long. The record is from the annotation of a GenBank genome assembly. Lineage: Eukaryota; Viridiplantae; Streptophyta; Magnoliopsida; Malpighiales; Linaceae.